Molecule: messenger RNA, 12376 nt
Organism: Anguilla rostrata (American eel)
Lineage: Eukaryota; Metazoa; Chordata; Actinopteri; Anguilliformes; Anguillidae
Product: voltage-dependent T-type calcium channel subunit alpha-1I-like
Exons: 35
Coding region: 16-6465 (2149 amino acids)
Biological process (GO): calcium ion import; positive regulation of calcium ion-dependent exocytosis; membrane depolarization during action potential
Cellular component (GO): neuron projection; plasma membrane; voltage-gated sodium channel complex
Molecular function (GO): low voltage-gated calcium channel activity; voltage-gated sodium channel activity
Source: RefSeq, a predicted model, not a curated record
UUCGAGCGCGUCAGCAUGAUGGUGAUCCUGCUCAACUGCGUGACCCUGGGCAUGUACCAGCCCUGUGAGAACAUCGACUGCUCCUCCGACCGCUGCCAGAUCUUACAGGCAUUUGAUGCUUUCAUAUACAUCUUCUUUGCACUGGAGAUGGUGGUUAAGAUGUUGGCUUUGGGCAUCUUUGGCCAGCGCUGCUACAUGGGAGACACCUGGAACCGGCUGGACUUCUUCAUUGUCAUGGCAGGGAUGGUGGAGUACUCGCUGGAUCUGCAGAACAUCAACCUGUCGGCCAUCAGGACGGUCCGGGUCCUUCGACCACUGAAAGCAAUCAACAGAGUGCCAAGUAUGCGGAUCCUGGUGAAUCUCCUCUUGGAUACCCUCCCCAUGCUGGGAAACGUCCUCCUGCUCUGCUUCUUCGUCUUCUUCAUCUUCGGCAUCAUCGGCGUGCAGCUGUGGGCGGGGCUUCUGCGAAACCGCUGCUUCCCGGAGGAGAACUUCACGCUCUCCACGGGCAUUGCCCUUCCCAGGCCCUACUACCAGCCCGACGAGAACGACGAGCGCCCCUUCAUCUGCUCCCUGGCGGCCGACAACGGCAUCAUGUCCUGCCGCGACGUCCCGACGCGGCGGGAGGAGGGCCGCGAGUGCUGCCUGGACAAGGACGACUUCCUGCACCGGCAGGCGCUGGGCCUGAGCCCCGAGCCGCUGGUCAACGGCAGCCUGAGCGCGGCGGGCCUCUGCAUCAACUGGAACCAGUACUACACCCGCUGCUACACGGGCCACACCAACCCGCACAAGGGCGCCAUCAACUUCGACAACAUCGGCUACGCCUGGAUCGUCAUCUUCCAGGUGAUCACGCUGGAGGGCUGGGUGGAGAUCAUGUACUACGUGAUGGACGCUCACUCCUUCUACAACUUCCUCUACUUCAUCCUGCUCAUAAUCGUGGGCUCCUUCUUCAUGAUCAACCUGUGCCUGGUGGUGAUCGCCACGCAGUUCUCGGAGACCAAGCAGCGGGAGCACCAGCUGAUGCAGGAGCAGCGGGCGCAGUGCCUGUCCUCCAGCACGCUGGCCAGCAUGGCCGAGCCCGGCGACUGCUACGAGGAGAUCUUCCAGUACGUGUGCCACGUGCUGCGCAAGGCCCGCCGCCGCUCCGCCGCCCUCCUCCGCGCCCUGCGCGGCCGCCCCCCACCAGCGGGGGGCGCCAGAGCCAACGCGCACAGGGCCGGGAAGAGGGGGAGCUUCGGCGCGGGGGACAGACGCCAUCGACACCACCACUCGUCACACUGUCCACACCACAGCAAACCUGACCACACUUCUGUGGGAAACCCCAUUGACCUCUCGGUCCCUCCCGACUCUGACGGGUGUCCGCAGUGCACUGCAGCCCUGUCACUCAGGGACGGGGCGGGACCUGCGGGCUCAUCAACCAACGAGGAGGCAGAGGAGGGCGCCGUGGAAGAGACGGACGGGCAAGGCAGCCAGGCGGGGGAGGCGAGGGAGGACGCCGCGGAGGGCAAAGCCGAGAAGAGGGCGGGGCCGUGCGGUGGACGGUGCAAAGCACUCUGGGACAAGAUGCGAAUCAAGCUGUGGGGCAUCGUGGAAAGCAAGUACUUCAACAGAGGAAUAAUGAUAGCCAUCCUCAUCAACACUAUCAGCAUGGGAAUCGAGCACCAUGAACAGCCAGAGGAGCUGACUAACGUUCUGGAGAUCUGCAACAUCGUGUUCACCAGCAUGUUCGCACUGGAGAUGAUCCUGAAACUCACCGCCUUUGGCUGCUUCUGCUACCUGCGCAACCCCUACAACAUCUUUGACGGCAUCAUCGUCAUCAUCAGUGUGUGUGAGAUCGUCGGUCAGUCUGACGGGGGCCUGUCGGUGCUCAGAACGUUCCGGCUGCUGCGCGUGCUGAAGCUGGUGCGCUUCAUGCCGGCUCUGCGCAGGCAGCUGGUGGUGCUGAUGAAGACCAUGGACAACGUGGCCACCUUCUGCAUGCUCCUCAUGCUCUUCAUCUUCAUCUUCAGCAUCCUGGGAAUGCACAUCUUUGGGUGCAAGUUCAGCCUGAAGACGGACACGGGGGACACCGUCCCAGACAGGAAGAACUUUGACUCUCUGCUGUGGGCCAUCGUCACUGUGUUCCAGAUCCUAACCCAGGAGGACUGGAACGUGGUGUUGUAUAACGGCAUGGCCUCCACCUCUCCAUUGGCUGCCCUGUACUUUGUGGCCCUCAUGACUUUCGGGAACUACGUCCUGUUCAACCUGCUGGUGGCCAUCUUGGUGGAGGGGUUCCAGGCCGAGGGGGAUGCCAAUCGGUCAUACUCCGAGGAUGACAGGUCCUCCUCCAACUUUGACGAGAGCGAGAAGCACAAAGACUCUCUUCAGCUCUCAGAUCCCAAGAUUUGCACCCUGACCCCAAACGGGCACCUGGACCUGGGGUCGGUUCCUCCCGGCAGGGGGGGCUACCCGGUGGACCGGCUAGCCCUGGCGCUGGGCUCCCGCAAAAGCAGCGUGAUGUCACUGGGCAAGGCCAACCUGGAGCAGCGGUCCCUGCGCCCUGGCUGCAGUUCUAUCUACCACAACUGGGGGCGCCCUCCUACUCAGUCCGUGUGGAACCGGAGGUCCAGCUGGAACAGCCAGCGCAGGAUGUCCCGGGGUCUGGGGAUGAGCGUGGGAGGGGGCAGCCUGCGGGCCCGCCACCCCCACUCCAACGCGGCCGAGCACGAGUCCCUCCUCUCCCCCCCGCCCCUGCUGCCCCCGCCCUUACUGUCCCGCCGCCUCCCGCCCCGCCGGGACCGCAGGGCCCUCUCCCUGGAGCUCCCAGAACCGCCGCCGGCCCCCGGCCCCCCAAACCUGCCCCCGCCACCGCUGCCCCGCGAGAAGGGCCUCUCCGGGGGCCUGGGGGGCCUGGGGGGCCCGGGGGGGCCAGGGGGGGGCGGCGAGCACCACGACUGCAACGGGAGGACGCACACCCCCCAGCCCCCGCUCCUGGCGGAGGUCUUCCCCCAGCUGAACACCAAGGAGAGAGCCCGGCUGGAGGAGGAGAUGGACUACAGUCUCUGCUUUCGGAUCCAGAAGAUGAUCGAGGUGUACCGGCCCGAAUGCUGCGAGGCGCGGGAGGACUGGUCCGUCUAUCUCUUCUCCCCCCAGAACAAGUUCAGGCUGCUCUGCCAGAACAUCAUCGCGCACAAGCUGUUCGACUACGUGGUGCUGGUCUUCAUCUUCCUCAACUGCAUCACCGUGGCCCUGGAGAGACCGAAGAUCCACCAGGGAAGCCUGGUACGGCUGGGGGGGUCAACAGAAAGACUCCUCCUCACCAUCUCCAACUACAUCUUCACCACCAUCUUUGUUGCUGAGAUGACUUUAAAGGUGGUGUCCAUGGGUCUGUAUCUGGGAGAUAAGGCCUAUUUGCGCAGCAGUUGGAACAUUCUGGAUGGUUUCCUGGUCUUCGUGUCCCUGAUUGAUAUCGUGGUGUCCAUGGCGGGCGGGGCCAAAAUCCUCGGGGUGCUGCGAGUGCUCAGGCUGCUUCGGACACUGCGCCCCCUAAGGGUGAUCAGUCGAGCCCCCGGCCUAAAGCUAGUGGUGGAGACCCUAAUCACUUCCCUCAAACCCAUUGGCAACAUUGUCCUGAUCUGCUGUGCUUUCUUCAUCAUUUUUGGCAUUCUAGGCGUCCAGCUAUUCAAAGGCAAGUUCUUCUACUGCUCGGGCCCUGAUGUGAAGAACAUCACUAACAAGUCGGACUGUCUCUCAGCCAAUUACAAGUGGGUCCACCACAAGUAUAACUUCGACAAUCUGGGACAGGCACUGAUGUCCCUCUUUGUGCUGGCUUCCAAAGAUGGCUGGGUCAACAUCAUGUAUCACGGCCUAGACGCAGUAGGCAUCGACCAGCAGCCCGUCAUUAACAACAGCCCCUGGAUGCUGCUCUACUUCAUCUCCUUCCUGCUGAUCGUCAGCUUCUUCGUGCUCAACAUGUUCGUGGGCGUGGUGGUGGAGAACUUCCACAAGUGCCGGCAGCACCAGGAGGUGGAGGAGGCCAAGCGCCGGGAGGAGAAGAGGCUUCGGCGGAUGGAGAAGAAGAGAAGGAAGGCUCAGAAGCUGCCGUAUUACUCGGGGUACAGUCACGCGAGGCUGAUGGUCCACUCCCUCUGCACCAGCCACUACCUGGACCUCUUCAUCACCUUCAUCAUCUGCGUCAACGUGGUCACCAUGUCCCUGGAGCACUACAGCCAGCCGCAAUCCCUGGAGACGGCUCUGAAGUACUGCAAUUACUUCUUCACCACCACCUUCGUGCUGGAAGCUGUUCUGAAGCUCAUCGCCUUCGGCUUCCGCCGCUUCUUCAAAGACAGGUGGAACCAGCUGGACCUGGCCAUUGUGCUGCUGUCGGUGAUGGGCAUCACCCUGGAGGAGAUCGAGAUUAACGCCUCGCUGCCCAUCAACCCCACCAUCAUCCGCAUCAUGAGAGUCCUGCGUAUCGCACGGGUGCUGAAGCUGUUGAAGAUGGCCACAGGGAUGCGUGCUCUGUUGGACACAGUGGUUCAGGCUCUGCCACAGGUGGGGAACCUGGGCCUGCUCUUCAUGCUGCUGUUCUUCAUCUACGCGGCGCUCGGGGUCGAGCUCUUCGGAGAACUGGUGUGCAAUGAGGAUUACCCGUGCGAGGGGAUGAGUCGCCACGCCACCUUCGAGAACUUCGGCAUGGCCUUCCUCACGCUCUUCCAGGUCUCUACGGGAGACAACUGGAACGGGAUCAUGAAGGACACGCUGCGUGAAUGCCAGGUGGGCGAGCACACGUGCAACCCCAGCCUGCAGUUCAUCUCGCCGCUCUACUUCGUCAGCUUCGUGCUGACGGCGCAGUUCGUGCUCAUCAACGUGGUGGUGGCCGUGCUGAUGAAGCACCUGGACGACUCCAACAAGGAGGCGCAGGAGGACGCCGAGAUGGACGCCGAGAUCGAGCUGGAGCUGGCGCAGGGCGGCCUCUGCUGCAUGGGGGGGCUCGGAGGGGGCGGGGCCGCGGCCGGGGCCGGGGCCGGAGCCGGGGCGGGAGGGGGCGACAAAGGAGGGGUCGACGGAGCGAACUGGCAGAGCGCGGGCACCGGUGCCAACGCCAACCCCGUGGGCACCACCCCCCACCGAUGCUCACAUGAACCGCAUGACCCCCGAAGGCUCUACUCUCCAGCUCAGGAGAACUUGUGGCUGGACAGCGUCUCCCUGCUCAUCAGAGACUCCUUUGAGGGUGAGAUGCUGAUGAUUGACAACCUGUCUGGCUCCGUGUUCCACCACUACUCCUCUCCUCCGGCCUGCAAGGACUGCUGCCGGCACCACCCACAGCAGAUCCAGCUGGCUGAGAUAGAGCAGGCGUCUCUGAUGUCAGAGCAGCUCUCGGACAAGUCCUCUUCGCUGGCGCUCCCCGACGACCUCAGCUUGGACGACCACAGCGUGUACCAGCUCCUGGUGAGAGACAGCAAGGAGGGGAGGAGCAGCAGCAACUCCCACAGCUCUGAGGAGCUGGGGGGAGGAGGUGCAGUAUCUCCAUCCUUUGGCCCCAGAGCUGAGGAGGGGGGAGGUCUGUUUGAGCUCCAGGCCCCACACCUCACACCGUCCCACAGCACAGAUGGCGCUCUCUUUGGCAGUGGCUGCUGCGGAGGUGGGGCUGGGUCGUCCCCUCUCUUUCACCUCCCUGCGGAGUUCUUCCACCCUGCUGCCGCCGCCCAUCCGAGCAGCCCUGGUCUGGCAGGCGUGCCCAGGGGCCGAGCUCCCAAGCUGGCCUCCCCUGCCUCCUGGGCCUCCCUCAGGUCCCCAGGGGCCCACAGCAGGGAGCUGGGCCAGCAGGUCCCGUCCCACAGUGACUCCUCCCUGGCCACAGGGAGCUCGGAUGGCAGCCUGCAGACCACCCUGGAGGAGGGCCUGUGCUUCAGCGUAUCGCCCCCUAGAGACCUUCACCUGCCGCUGCCUCUGCUCUGCCCCAUCCCGGCUGACUCCGGCUGCCCGCCGGGAGAGACCCUAAGACCCCUUACGCACCCGCUGGCCGAGCCCCCGGCCGCGUUUAACCUCCAGGCCACCAGGGGGCACCAGAGGAGUCAGAGCAGCUGUGGAGGCAGCACCAGCCCUGGCUGCAACAGGCAGGAUUCUAUGGACCCCUCCGACGAGGACCUGGGGAUCGGAAUCGGAGGAGGCGGGUCCAGCCAAGCCUGCAACAGCGAACACUUAUCGGAGACUCUGAGCAGCCUGUCGCUGACCUCGCUGCUCUCCCCGAGCUCGCUGGGACACCCGCUGGUGAAAAAGUGCAACAGCACCGGCAGCCUGGAGCAGAGGAGCGCGCCGGCACGGGGGAAAGAGGGCCGGCGGCUCUACGGGAUGGACCCCCGGGGUUACCUCUCGAACCCUUGGACUGCGGAGAGGAGGGACAGGGAAGGGGAGGCGGGGGUCAGCCUCGGGGUGAAGAGCACCAGUCAGACCACAGUCAUGAGCUCCAGGAAAAACAGAUGAAAGCUUCUGUAGUCGCUCCCCGCCAGGGGAGCCCCGCCCUCGCUAGCCGAACCGCUAACUCACACGCGUUCUGUGAACUGCUCCCUCUCUUUUGUUCGUGAAGCGUCUCUGUGUUGUACUUCCCCUCGAACGGUGGAACGGGAGAGCUCCUGGUUUCAGGGAGAGAGAGACAGGCGGCUGCUUCCUUCGGAGUCAGCUCAGGCAGGGAGGCACUGCCUGUUCAAAAAAGAAAGGGGGCUAAUGAACGAAAUGCAGGGGAAAGAAGUGUUGAAAACCCUGGUCGGACAUUCAGUGGUGUUGAUUAGCAUGAUUUUAAUGACUAGAUUAAAGCAGACAAGCAAAAAUAUUUAAACGGGGCCAAUGUAAGGUAUGAAGUCAGUGGUAACUAGAUAAAACACCAGUGUUUCUUUGAGCAGGCCUCUGAAUGGAAUGUGCAUCUGUGAUUGUAAAACAGGUGGUAAUUUGGCAGAAAUGUUUGUGUUAGGGAUUUGACAGGAAGAGAGAGCCGCUAAUGAUAUUAAAUGAAAUGAAGAGAAAGGACUGUGAUGACCUGACCUUUAGACCAAACAGCCUCUCUCUGAGAAAGAAAAUUGAGCUUUCAUGAAUAAUUUGUGUUCAGAAUAUGCCACAGCCCAAGUGUGUGUGUGUGUGUUUGCAUGUGCGUGCGUGUGUUGUUGUGCCUGUAUGUGUGUGUGUGUGUGUGUGUGUGUGUGUAUGUAUGCGUGUGUGUGCAUUUGUGUGUGUGUGUGUGUGUAUAUGUGCGUGUGCGUGUGUGUGUGUGUGCACGUGUGUGUUACUCCUGUGUCUCUUAGUCAGAGUGGCAGCUCUCAGUACUGGACAAGCAAGGAAAGCAGACAGGAGUGCUCGUCUUCACAGGAGAAAUGAAAGGGUAGGCGUUGCCAUGGGUUGUCAUGGGAACGGCACGAGUGGGGAGAGACACCGUGUUCAAAUUGCUGCUCAAACCCAUGUGUGGAAGACUGAACCAACACGAGGAAGGCGAAUAAUGUAGCUCACAAAAAAAAUAAUAAUAGUUUUUAGUGCAGUGUGAGAUCGCUAUAUACUGUGUACAUAUAGAUUAAAAAAAGUUAAACACACAGGCAGUUCUGGGAUCAUUUUUGUUUUCUGACUAUUUUUAAGACGAGAAAGGAAGAGAGGGAAUAGCAACGUGUCUCCACUUUUCUUGGGUUUCCUUAACCAUGGUUUCCCUCCUUAUCUUUCGCAAGUGGCUUCCAGUUCUGUAUGGUAUGUGAAAGGAGAGAUCGUUCAAGUAGAAAAAAAUCAAGAAAGAAAGCUGCUUUGUCUGCAUAGGAAAUGGCCUCUUAGGAUUCAUGAGAUUGCAAACGUUGGUUCCCUUCGGUAUUUCUGUAAUUUAAUUACCAACGGGGAACGGAACGGAUUGAAUGGCCUACUGGAGUUCAUCAUGGGCAGGUACCUCUGAGAGGACCGUGAGUUUGUUGUCCCUCGUUCUGUGAACUGAUUAAGUGAUUCUGUCAUUCUGAAAUCUCGAAAAUUCUGAGUGUCAUACAUGAAGGUUUAUGAGAUUCUCAAGAAUGUAUUGUGUAAUACAUUCAUGUUCUCUGGCAUGGAUGUUGAACGGAAAAAAAAGGAUGCAUCCUCUUUUCAGAUGUUUUAUGCAGACCGGUCCCCUUCACUGUACCUUUGUGUGUGACACUCAAAAACAGCAGGCAUUCCAGAAUUCCCAGAGUUGUAUUAUCAUUGUGCCAAAGCCUCAUGUGUAAUAGAUGUUUUUUUUAAUGGUUGUUGUUAGUUAGAAUAACAAACAGGACGCGGGCUGGCGAGGUCUCGAGUGACGCUGUUAGUCUGACGCGUGUAACUGUUUGACCUGUGGAGGGCUGUUUGACCCGUGGUCAAUAUGUGCAGUAUCCACGCUGAGCACUCCUUUAGAGGAGUAGGGUCUUCUGUUCUAAUUGUGAAAAAGAAUUCUGCACACUCGUGCUGUCUACAUGUCUUUGUAACGGUGUUAAGAUAAAUAGAUUAAAAAAAAGAUGGGUGACUACGAUAUAUAUGGGCUGAUUGGGUUUACAAGAUGUCCCGGUUUAUUAAUUUAUUUAAUUUUAUUUAUUUAUUUUUUUACUGUUAAAUGAGAUUGCAAAUUCAAGGAUGCAGAUAGACCCCAUACAUAUUGCAAGUGGGUACCCACUAAAAAGACAAUGAAGGAAGUCAAGAGCAUUUCACUAAUUCAAAAAAAAAUUAGAAUUCUACUUUCUAUAAUCUGUGGUACCAUUCUUAGUUUCUGGGACGGGAGGCCAAACACCUCUUAUUUAACCCUUUGAAGAGUAGGUUUUUUUUUUUCUUUUUCAAAAUUCUAAGUCAGUGUUCUUGAUCUCCAUUGCUUAUAUUUACCAGUAGUAACUGUUACAUCACCAUUAGUAUGUUUGUUGAGAACAUACUAAUCGCAUAUUUGUGAUGCUACACCUCAAAGGGUUAAUUUAUGUUUCCGCAUAGCAACAACAUGAGAACUGCUCGUAUCGCGGUCAUGCCGAGCAAAGGCGAUAAGUAAGAAGAACUCAGGGCUUUGAAAAACAUAAAAACAAAUGUGCUUUGGUUUUAUUUGGGCCUGGAAGUACUGAACUGAACAUACCCUUUGCGGUACUGUUUCUGAACAGCAAUUUCUCUGUGGAUGUUGGUAAUGAAAAAGUGUUCUUGUAUCUGCAGAACAGUUUGUGUUCAUUUCUGCUUUCAUUCUGAAGGUCCACUUCAUCACAGUCCCUUAAAAACUGUUGCACUAACCAUAUUGUAAACAUACCUGGGACAGCUCUACACAACCCAGAUCCUGGAGUGCCUGAGAUGCUUCAGGUUUUUGCUCCAUCGGAGCUUGAUUGGUGGAUUAUUAAGAGUCUGAGCCUGAAGAACCCAAUUCUGAUUGGUUAAAAGCGGAGUGCCUCCAUCACAUGCCCAUUUGUGUCCAGUACCUGAUAAUUAAUGCAGUUAUGUAGUCAGUGUUUUGGAUGGAGCAAAAACCAACACAGCAUCAUGGCCAGGCUUCCCGACCCCCCGACUUUGGACGUUUGCAUGGUACCUUCUCCCCCGGUGGACAUUUUAGAGCAUUAUUUUUGUAUUUUUUAUUGUAUUUUGUGUUCUUUGACGCUGCACAGAUUUAAACAUGAGUAAAUGUAGCAUGGUCCAAAAACUGGAAAUGUAUUUGCACAUCACGUUUCAGCCGAUGCUGCUGCCAGCACAGGUCUGUCGGGAACAUUGCGUAACUCGGGCAUUCCUUUCCUUGGUGAUCACUUGUGCCAAAUGUCCCGGUGCAGUAUUUUUGGCAGCUCUGGUUUAAAAAAAAAAAAAAAAAAACAAAACAAGGCCACACAAGGCAGCGAAGGACAGAAUAGCCCACAUGUCACCAAAUGGAGUGAAGUCUAAGCAAACAUGCACUGUCAGUGUCAGCUUCCCAUUUUUUGAUCAAUGACAGGAACGCGUCAUACCUGAAAAUGACCACAUUGAAUUGCACGUUUGCUAUUUGUUCCAGCCAGUGGCAUGCAUUAAAAAAAAAAAAAAAAAGAGUGAGAGAGAGAAUCUUAGAGGUUUGUGGUUAUUUACGAGUGUCUGCAAUGGUGUGUUUGCGAUCUUGCUUCAGCAACAGUCCCGUUCUAGCAGCAGUGUUGCUCUCUUACUUCACAGGCAUAUGACACACUCAACAGUCGCACGUAUACACAAUAUUUCAUUACUGUGGCGUAUUUGCACUGAUAUUGUUUUAAAAAAAAGUCUUCAUUUGUAGAAGCUUUACCAGAGGAUGCAGCAAAGAUUGAGGCCGGAGCAAAUAGGAUGAACUACUGUUAAAGCAAAAGGUAGAUGUGUGUGCAGAAAAUGACCCACUGAACGUUUUGCAAAACGGUGUGUGGGUGGAUCAUGUCACACUCUUAAAUCCCUCUCUCGUUGCGCUCUCUGUGAAAUGCUUUGUGACGCUCUGCGUUCUGAAUGCUCCCCAGAUCUUCACUGAGAUGCUUCAGUGGGAACCCAGAAAGCUGUCAGCCUCACCUGGCUUCCAUUGUAAGGUAAAGAGUUUUCCUGACCACGCAAUUAUGUGUUGCAGAGAAUAAGUAAGCUGAGAUUUCUUAACUCUGAUUUAUUUUUGCACACACACACACACAGACACACACACGCACACGCACCCACACACACACAAGGUGACUGCCGCGUCUCUAUUAAUAACUUUCUCCCAGCCGUCAUUGUCUUCCAAAUGUCGCAGUAUCCCCCCUCAAACCUGCUUCCUCCUGCAUCACUCUAUAGGGCUCACAUUAAAUCUAAACAAGGAAACACCAGCAGCCCACGCACUCCUCACCCGUUGCUGUAGAAAUAUGUGUGUGUGUGUAUAUGUGUGUGUGUGUGUGCGUGCAUAUGUGUGUGGUGUGGGAGGGCAGGGGAGGACAGUGAGGAGUUACUCCUGCGCAGGACGUGCAGUUUGAUCAAUCCUGGGCCAUUGCUUGUGUCAUUUUGGCCAGUGAAACAUAGCACUUAUGCUUUCAGGGUUUGAUGGAAUGCCAGUCAAGGUUCUGUUUCUUGGAUCAGGUCCUAUCAAUCCCAUUUAGCGGUCUCUUGUUACUUGUUACUGUCUCACAUUGUAUAUGCAUGUAAGCACCACGCUGUAGGACGUGGAAGCAUCCUGUAGGACCGUACAGUCUUGUCCAUAGGUUGGUGUGUACAACAUCCCACAUGCAUAAUUUUACUUUAUUUUUUAAGUUCCCUACAACACCAGAAGCCCAAACAACUUGAACUGUAGCAACGCAAGACUCAGCCAUUAGAGUGCACUUAAACGGUGAGCAGGCCAGCUUCACACGUUGAAGUGCGCCCUCUCAUCUUGUGAGAGUGCACUACAGUAAUGGCCAAAUCCUGGUCCCUUUGUUAAAGCUCGGCGAGGAAACCACAUAUGCUGUCUGAGUUCCUGGGUGGGCAGACAGGUAGACUGGCUGCAAGCCGCAAAGGUUUCUCAUUCCAUCAGGUCAGGCUGUUGGACCACUUUCCUAAUGUGCUUUAUUAUUUUACUACGUUCUGUGGUGGUUCACGGUCCAUCAAAUACGACAUACCGGGUCACCCAGGCCACUGGACGAGCUGAACUAAAAGCAGUACAAUUGUAGCACUGUCUUAGUGUGUGACACCUCUGUAAGUGAGGUCACAGACGUUUUUGUAAAGGCUUCUGUAUAUGGCCGUGCGUGAAGCCUUUAGAAAAAUGCUGUGACCUCAUACAGCCAAGACAAGAGGACAGGCGAGUCCCAGAAAGGUUAGAAAAUAGAAUUUGAGAUUGUGUUCUUUCAGGCGAGCGCAGAAUUUGUACUGCUGAAAAAUCAAUUAGAAUGAUAUACUAAAUACUCAUCAUUUGCACUGCUGCUUUUGCAACGGGAACUGAUAGCCUUCAUUUGUUGUUUUAGGAAUGGUCCUGAAGUAUUAAACUGAAAACUCCAUCUUGUUCAGAGUUGUUUGAAGAGUUGUUUGAAGAGUGACAGCUGGUUAGGUCACCGAUCACACCUGUGAAUUAGCUGUAGACGUCUGCUCUGUGCACCUGGUACUCUGCCCAAACAAGUUUGAUCAAGGCUUCAUACGGACGGGUUUCUGCCCAAUAUCCGUGCUGUCGGAAAUAGUUAAGAACUUUCUAGUGAUUUUAUUCUAUGAAAAUAAUGUAUGGAAAUUGGCAAAAGAAAAAGAAUAAUUAAAUAUUAUCACGGCCAAGCACUCGACCUGGCAGAUGUAUAUCUGAGCUGCAUAUAAGAAUGGCUUGCAUUUCCUAUCCAGGCAUCUGCAAUGGCAUUGCUUGUGAGACUCGCAGGGACUUUUAGUUCUCCUCCAAUCUCUGAAUAAAUGUAUUGGAAAAGAUCACCUGCAUAACAGGUUGGGGCUCAGUUGUGCCAGAGGCUUUGGAAAACAAAUUUCUGAGGGAUAUAUAAAAGUAUAGGGG